CAGACGCAUACUCUUCAACGGCGUCACUUUUCUCUUUGCCUGUGAUAAAGACAGUGUGGAGAUGGAGUGCAUUACACAUGUCCAGUAGUCAGACCAUGCCCUCCGCAAAAAGCAAUAUAGAUCCGGCUCGGUCCCGCGUCUGCAUCCCGCAACUGCUUUUUAAUUAAAUUUAUGACAUAUACUGUUUGUUUUCUCCGCAGAUGCACUCGUUGUCUCUGUAGAUCAUGGCCCUUUCUUCCUUUGACCUGAGCUACGUGCUGUACGUUGGCGUUGCUUUUGUCGUCGCUCGUAUCUUUUACGACCUCUUAUUCUCGCCUCUCAGACGCAUUCCUGGCCCUCUUGCUGCAAAGUAUACGGACUUUUAUCGGGCGUUUCUUGCCACUAAGGGAAAUGUUGAUGGGCAUAUGCGAGCAUGGCAUCAGAAAUGGGGUUCUGCUGUGCGGGUUGGUCCAAAUACGAUCAGUAUCAGUGACCCAGAUCUGAUUCGUGUCAUUUACACGACGAGAAACCCUUGGCGAAAAACUAAUAUGUACCGCCCCAACGAUGUCGUUGUCAACGGCCAGCGCAUGCAGAACAUUUUCAACACUGCAGAUGAGGACUUUCACACCAAGUACACCAAACCUAUCCGGGGCUUCUGGACUCUCCCCAAGAUGCUGGAGGCUGAGCCCAUCAUGGACGAGACCCUCUGUGAGCUGAUUACUCACCUAGACAAUCGCUUUGCCAGCACCGGUUAUGUCUGCAAGAUGGAUGAAUGGGUCGCUUAUUAUGCCUGGGACGCAGCUGCCAAUAUCAGCUUUGGCCGCAACUAUGGCUUCAUGGAUCAAGCUGCUGAUGUCGAGAACAUCAUUGCUGAAAGCACGGCUGGACUCAAGUAUUUCACACCCGUCAGCCAGAUCCCGUGGCUUGACGAGUGGUUGGACAAAAAUCCCAUCUGGCGUAUUGGCCCGCGCCCUCUUGUCAAUGGCGUAUUGUACACCGUCAAAAUCCUCACAGAGUACCAACAGCAAGUGGCUUCUGGUGCUGCGAAGCGUAAGCCCGUGGAUCUCUUCAUCGACAAGUAUAAUAGCUUGAAGGAAACUGUCGACUAUGUUGAUGACCAACAGAUUCUGAACUGGCUUAUGCUGAAUGUCUUAGCUGGCGGUGACUCGACAGCUGGUGCUAUGCGUGCUCCGGCUUACCAUCUUCUGAAGAACCCUGCUGUCUGUGAGAAGAUGGUCGCCGAGCUCCGUUCUGCCAACUUGACUCUGCCCGUUCCCCAAUGGAAGGAGAUCAGUCAAUUACCCUAUUUCGAUGCAGUUAUGCGUGAGUCUAUGCGAAUCUCACCCGGUGUCGGUCUCAUCCUUGAGCGUGAGGUUCCAAAAGAAGGCCUCGAACUUUCAGAUGGUCGCUUCAUUCCCGCUGGAACAAAAGUCGGCAUCAAUCCUUGCGUAAUCACUCGCGAUGUUGGUGUCUUUGGUGAAGAUGUCGAUACCUUCCGACCUGAGCGAUGGCUUCGCAGCAAAGGUGAAUCUGAACAGGGACAUGCUCAACGCGUGCGACGAAUGCACGAGUGUACUGAGAUGAUGUUUGGACACGGCUCACGAGUUUGCAUGGGUAAACACAUGUCCAAGUUGGAGAUGUAUAAAAUGUUUGCUACGCUUUAUGUGAACUUUGAUGUUCGUAUAACUGAUCCGAACCAUAGAUGGAAGUAUGAUAACUCCUGGUUCAUGUAUCACAAAGACAUCCCGUGUACUAUUAGUCGUAGACAGAAGUCGUAACUGUGGGGAGAUCAAUACAUUUUCUUCCUUUUCAUUAUCCAACUUAAAAAGAAAAUGGAGAUGGAUUCCUGGUAUUAGUACCAGACGAUUAUCUUGAGCAUUCCCAAUCGCGUCCCGACAACUCCUGCCUUGAAUCAAUGUAUUCUACUAGCUUUAAAGUUUAUCUAAGAGGGAAGGGGGUUAUAGCAUAUUCUUCCGAGAAUUGUGAUAUAGUUAAGGAGAAAGCAGAUUUAUUAACUUAGUAUUGUUUAGUUAUUUGAAUUACUGGCUUUAUAAUGUAAGGAGGUUAAGAUACUAGAUAAGUUAAGUUGAUUUAAGUUUAAUCAAGAGUUAAAAUACCUGCUGUUGAGUUAAGAACGUUCCCCUUAUUCACCAUCAAGU
Messenger RNA from Fusarium odoratissimum NRRL 54006, 2138 nucleotides. RefSeq lists its product as uncharacterized. The record is from RefSeq and is a predicted model, not a curated record. Gene Ontology annotation, molecular function: oxidoreductase activity, acting on paired donors, with incorporation or reduction of molecular oxygen; monooxygenase activity; iron ion binding. The coding region runs from base 225 to 1757 and encodes 510 amino acids. The transcript has 3 exons. Lineage: Eukaryota; Fungi; Ascomycota; Sordariomycetes; Hypocreales; Nectriaceae.